Fopius arisanus is the source of this 935-nucleotide messenger RNA. Its product is annotated as pyridoxamine 5'-phosphate oxidase. The transcript is spliced from 6 exons. NCBI's taxonomy places the organism in Eukaryota, Metazoa, Arthropoda, Insecta, Hymenoptera, Braconidae. Gene Ontology annotation, biological process: pyridoxal 5'-phosphate biosynthetic process; pyridoxine biosynthetic process. The record is from RefSeq and is a predicted model, not a curated record. The coding region runs from base 156 to 794 and encodes 212 amino acids. Gene Ontology annotation, molecular function: pyridoxamine phosphate oxidase activity; FMN binding.
CAAAAUAGCGUCAGUCGAGAGAAAAUUGUUGACGGGAGUGGAAGUACGUCUAAUACGCAAGUGCAAUCUCGCAUCGAUUCGAGUACUCAACACUCAAUACACAACAAGAGUUGCAAUAAAUCUAGAGAGAGCAUAUUGGCUAUACUGGCUUAAAGAUGGCAACAGAUUCAGUGGAAUCAGGACUAUCGAAGAUUGAUCUACGAUCCGAUGAUCCUUUGGACCUCUUCGAAAAGUGGAACAAUGAAUCGAAAAAGUCUAUUAUUUGUUUAUCCACUAGUUCGGCAGACAAUCGACCUCAUUCAAGACACGUAAUGUUACGAAAGUACGAUAGAAGUGGAUUCGUUUUUGUCACGGAUAAGAGAAGCCGCAAAGUUCAGGAAUUGAAUGAAAAUGGAAUGCGCGCAUCUAUCUGUAUUUAUUGGAUGUUCACUAAUGACGAGAAGAAAGUCGUUCUGCGACAGGCGAGAAUUGAAGGAAAAGCAGAAAUUUGCCCGAAGCAUGAAAUACAGAAAUUUUACGAUGCAGAUCCUCUUUACUGCAAAAUUCGCGCACAUCUUUGUCAUCAAGAUGCUCUCGUUGAUUGGAAUCAAUUGAACAAACGACACGACCAACUACUCGAGGAAGCUAAAAUGAACAAUUCUGCACUCCCUAUGCCUGAUCAUUUUGUUGCAUACAAACUCGCACCAGACUCGAUGGAAUUCUACGAAGCCAAAGGCAAUAACACUAUUGCUGAUCGAUUUGUCUUCUGUAAAGACUCGAAUGGACAAUGGACUCAUCAAAGAAUCGCUGCAUGAAUAUUUAUUCAUCGUUAACAUGACUCGCACUUCCUAUUUCAUAUAAUACAGUGUAUUCAAUAAUUAGUGAAAGUGAAAGUGAAAGUACACGACAUUUCAAAUUAUAAUUGUAUUUUCAAAAUAAUUGUAUUUUCAAAAUAA